Xiphias gladius (swordfish) is the source of this 6669-nucleotide messenger RNA. RefSeq names its product WNK lysine deficient protein kinase 4a (gene wnk4a). The record is from RefSeq and is a predicted model, not a curated record. Bases 237 to 4805 code for a protein of 1522 amino acids. Lineage: Eukaryota; Metazoa; Chordata; Actinopteri; Istiophoriformes; Xiphiidae. Gene Ontology annotation, molecular function: protein serine/threonine kinase activity; ATP binding; chloride channel inhibitor activity. Gene Ontology annotation, cellular component: cytosol; cytoplasm. The transcript is spliced from 20 exons. Gene Ontology annotation, biological process: monoatomic ion homeostasis; negative regulation of sodium ion transport; protein phosphorylation.
GAAGUUUUCUGUUUUGUUUUUUUUAAACUACAGGUGAAUGCAGCUCAGAUAUUAUGGUCAGUUUAUAGUUUAGUGUUUCUAGACAUGCAACAGAGCUGUUAUUUAGUGGUCAGCCCUUGUUUAAAGCCAUUGACAUCAUGGAAAAGUUAAGGUAAACAUAAAGUGACGGCACUCUAUUGUCCUCAUGCCAUCUCCGCAUUUAGGCUCUAAACCAAGAAGGCGUUGAACCUGCUACGAUGUCACACGCACAGGUUGAGAUACCAGGACGCGGUUUCCCAGGCCUCUCUGUGGAUAUGACCGACGACUGCUUGUCCCGGGUGCCGUCCGUGCUGAGGGCGCACGGUUUGGGCGCACGGAGGAACUCUUACGGGCUGCAAAAAAUUAGCAUGGAUAUUGAUUCGCCCCUGUACAGCGGCGCCCUCUCCAAAGCCUUGUCCUGGUCAGCUGAGAAUAUUCUGACCCUGUCCGAGUCCAGAGCGGAGGACGAAAAAACCGACGAGUCUCCGCCGUCUCCGUCCCCGGUUUCCAGCCCGGGCACCAGCUCCAACACGCCCCCGAGCAGCCAGGAGCCCGACUCCGGGUCCCUUACUGGCAACUGGGAGCCCGCUCCGAGACCCGGCGCUCAGGACGCCAGUUCGGACUCUGAAAACGAACUUCAAAGUAAACAGCACAAGAUCUUGUCUCGCAUCACGUUUGAUGCCCAGUGGGAGCAGGAGGAGAAAGAAGACGUGGAGACCAAAGCGGUGGCCACCUCACCUGAUGGAAGAUAUCUCAAAUUCAACAUAGAGAUCGGAAGGGGGUCUUUCAAGACAGUCUAUAAAGGGCUGGACACAGAGACAACAGUGGAGGUGGCAUGGUGUGAGCUACAGACCCGUAAGCUGACCAAGGCAGAGCGACAGCGUUUCAGCGAGGAAGUGGAGAUGCUGAAGGGCCUGCAGCACCCGAAUAUCGUCCGCUUCCAUGACUCCUGGAAGUCGACGGUGAAGGGCCACAAGUGCAUCAUCCUGGUGACUGAACUCAUGACGUCAGGCACACUCAAAACGUACUUGAAGAGGUUCAAGGAGAUGAAGCUGAAGCUACUGCAGCGCUGGAGUCGUCAGAUCCUCAAAGGGCUUCACUUUCUGCACACGCGCACUCCCCCCAUCAUCCACCGUGACCUCAAGUGUGACAACAUCUUCAUCACUGGCCCCACCGGCUCUGUCAAGAUAGGAGAUCUGGGGCUGGCCACUCUCAAAAGUGCCUCUUUUGCUAAAAGUGUCAUUGGAACACCAGAAUUCAUGGCCCCAGAGAUGUACGAGGAGAAGUACGACGAAGCGGUGGACGUCUACGCCUUUGGAAUGUGCAUCCUGGAGAUGGCCACCUCUGAGUACCCGUACUCCGAGUGCCAAAACGCCGCCCAGAUCUACCGCAAAGUCACCAGUGGCAUAAAGCCUGACAGUUUCUACAAAGUCAAAGUCCCAGAACUGAAGGAGAUCAUUGAGGGCUGCAUUCGUAUGAACAAAGAUGAAAGGUACACCAUUCAGGACCUCCUGGAACACCCCUUCCUCCACGAGAACAACGGCGUGCACGUGGAGCUGGCAGAGGAGGACGACAUGGUGAAGUCGGGCCUGAAGCUGUGGCUGCGCAUGGACGACACCAAGAAGCUCAACGGGAAGUACAAGGACAACAACGCCAUCGAGUUCCUCUUUGAGCUCUACAAAGACGUGCCCGAGGAGGUGUCUCAGGAGAUGGUCGUGCUUGGCUUCGUGUGCGAGGCAGACUUCAAGCUCGUGGCCAAGGCCAUACGGGACAGGGUGACGGCCAUCAAGCGGCAGAGAGAGAAGCUGAGGCGGCAGGCAGAGGAGCGGAAGAAGAAGCAGGAGCGAGAAGCCAUAGAGGAAGAACCCGAGCCUCAGCUCCCUUCACCUAAAGUCAGCAGUGCUCUUGCAGCAGAGUCCCCCACCCCAGCCCUGACGCCUCCGGCCCCCAUCACGUCCCCCGUCACAAGCUCUGUGGACUCUGGUGUCAGCUCCAACUACCCUGCAGAACCAGAGGAGCCCGAGGCAGACCAGCACUUCCACAUCCGCCACAACAGCCUGUCCUCGGCCAACUCUGACUGCGAGACGGACGGCUAUCUGAGCUCCUCUGGACUUCAGGAUCCGCUGGAGGCCGGCAGCUUCAACACGCCCACGACCCCACCCACCAUGCACACUGACACGCCGACUAUAAACAGUCUCCCCAUCCCAGCCCUCCGGUUCCCCUCGAGUAUUGCAGUAUCCAACAACAUAGAACUUGGAAACGCAGGGCUCCCCAGUGGCUUCAACUCCCCUGUGGACAGCUACGCCUCCGAUGUGACUUCAGGCCUGAGUGACGGCUAUGAGGGCCUAUCAGAGAAGAGUGAGAAAACGGCUGCGAGGCGAACUGCUGCAAAGCUGUUCAGGAGGAGGGCGCGCUCACGGCUGCGCAUCACAGGGCUCUCUGAUAAAGUGGACCGGGUGGUGGAGUGUCAGCUGCAGACGCACAACGACAAGAUGGUGACUUUCAAGUUCGACCUGGACGGAGAUAACCCUGAAGACAUCGCUGCCGUCAUGGUGCACAACGAGUUCAUCCUACCAUCGGAGAAGGAGGGCUUCAUCUACCGCAUGGGCGACAUCAUCAAACGGGCCGAGGCUCUGAUGGCCAAAGACCAGCCGGUCCACUCCAGCGGGCACCGACUCCCCCAGCCUGCUUUUCACAGCGGGGUUAACACGCUGUCUUCCUCACAGCCUAAUCUGCACAGUCACACCCUGCCUCGAACACACUCAUCCUCUUCUCUGCCCGACUUCAGUGUGGCUAACCCGAACGUAGGGGUUUGUGGCUCUCCCCCAUGCCCCAAUGGAGACGUCUUCAGUGCAGACAUUACUUCAUCUGGGCGACCUCUAAUACGCUCACAGUCUUUCCACAACGCCCCAGGGUCUCCUCUUCACUAUCAGCAACAGCACCACCCCGCCUCCUUCCUGCCUCACCACCAGCACUACCACUUACCCUUCAUGGGCCACACUCACUUCCCAUUCCCAUACUCGGGCUCUCCGGGUUCUCCCAAGCCAGCGGGGAUUCAUACUCCCCUCACACGAGUAGCCAGUAACCCAACCUUCCCCUCUGUUUCCUCCCAUGCCCCCGGGUCCCCCAGUCCUCAGAAUGAAACCCCAAGCCCUGGCAGCAACGAGAGCAGCACCCUGUCUCCACCUGCCCCUCAGCAUCCCAACAUGUGGCCCCCCCACACACAGCCCCUAUUUUCCUUGGCCAAUGUCAUUUCCAUGGCCAUGAGCAUGGCUCAGUCUUUCAUCCCUCCUGCGGGCCUACCCAACCAGGGGAUGCCCUCCUUUCCAGGCUUUCACCCCCAGCUACCAACUCACAUGACCCAACAGUCUGGUUACCCCUCCGUCUACCAGCAACAAUACCAAACCUCACCGCUAGAGGUCUCUUACCCAACAGUGGGCAUCCAAGCGCAGAACAACGUCUACCACAGCCCUGAGAAUACGCCUCAAUUGGACGGAACCGGUUUUCCUCAGAGCAGUCAUCCGAGCUGGCCGCAUCCUGCCUCUCCACCUUCCAUACCUUCCACCCCUACCGUGGCUCCUCAGGAGCCUCUGCAACAGGUUGGACUCUCCAGUCCCCCCAGCCUGAACCAGGAGGACAGUCUCCACAGUUACGUGGCCCCAUACUCAGCACAGGUUCCAGCCCAGGCUAAACCCAAACCACAAGUCUCCAGUUCAAGCUCCUCGUCAGAUCUUUCCCCAUCACCCCCAGAGAGCCCCGAAAGCACUUUAUCAUCCUUCAGCACCCAAUUGCACCCCAGCGUACCUGAGAUCAAUGCCAGUAGCCCAAAGCCGAAAGCCUCUCCCACUAAAUCUGAAGUCCAGUGUGCAGCAGUGACGGUUGGCCGAUUCCAGGUGACACCCAGCAUGGACAUCCCUGCGCCUGCUGUGCCUGUAGGUGCUGCACUAGAGCCUGAGGACAGCGGCGGCACGCCGUCAGAGAGCAGCACAGAGGAACAGGGAGAGUCUGAGACCAGCCUGGGCACCUCCCUCACCAUGUCCCCUCCUCACCCACAUCCCCACAGGGGGUCGAAAGGGGUCCUCCAGGAGGUUGACGGGCAGCUGGGAUGGGCCGGGAGCCAGGAGCAGCAGCAGCAGCAGCAGCAGCAGCAGCAGCAGCAACAAGAGGACAGAGGAGAGGAGGAGGAGGAGGAAGAGGAGGAGGAAGAGGUUGUCGGGGAACGACAGAGAACGAGGAAGAGGAGUCGGAGGAGAGCGUACAGCCUCAGCCUGAUGGGAACGUCCGCGGACAGCGGACUCUCAGUGACGGCUGCUGAGAUGGAGGGGAGGCUGUGGGACGGAGCGACGGGCAGCCCACAGUACGGCAAUGCCCUUCACCAUUUAUGGACGAUGACUUACAACCGCAACGCUCCCUACCUAAGCAGCGAUGACUCAGACAGUGACGACGAAGAAAUGCUGGAGGAGCUUCAGGAACUCAGAGAGAAACAUCUGACAGAGGUGCAGGCCCUGCAGGCUGCCCAGAAGAGAGAGAUCGAGGAGCUGUAUGAGAAAAUGGGGAAGGUUCCUCCUCCGGGCAUCGUCUCUCCUGCAGCAAUGCUGUCCAGUCGACAGCGCCGCUUGUCCAAGGGGAGCGGUUUCCCCUCAUCCCGCCGGAACAGCCUGCAGCGCUUGGACAUAUUGCCUCUCCAAGGUAUCAUUAGGAGAAAUUCCCUUGGAGGCAGCAGCAGCGGCUCCCAGGACAAAGCUAGCAAAGGGGUCACCUUUGCCACUGACAUUAGUAGAAUGUAAGAAGCGCUCAGCCAAGCACGCUGUAUAUCUGGACUACCUCAUCUGAAGUGUGACUGCGGUGGUCAAACCCGUCCUGAAGGAGGACCACUUUAACACUUUUCACCGGCACACCGAUCAGCAAAAACGGCUUCCCCCUGCCAGCGGUCACAAGGUUCUGCCAGUGGUCAUUUACCUCAAAUGUACAGAAACUGUCACCAAUAAAGCUGGAUUCACACAGAAACUGUAGCAUCCAGUCUUCAGCCCUUUGUCAGAUUUGGUCAAAUUGUCGCAGAUGAGACGCAGAAUAUCUGCCAGUCUGGUUCAUGUUAAAAUCGACAAAUUCAUAUUGGCUCUGCUGUAAAUGAACUGUCGGACCCAACGUUUCAGAAGUAACCAGCUUCAGUCCAGGCUGCCACAGCACCCUGUAAAAUGUCAUAUCAGUUUGUUUUUAAAUAUUUUUUCUGAGCAAGCUUUUUAAAUUAACGCAGUCAAGUGAUAUACCAAGUGCCACGGAGGUGUAGCCUUUUGAGCUGCGCCGGCACUUGUUAUGACUUUGACCCAGAAUGACCAAUAUAGGUGCACUUUCCCUGCUUGUCUGAAUCACUGCCAUUUAUCAAUCGGAGCACAAUAAAGUGAACCACGGCGAAGCUCUGACUCUUACUGACAGUUGUCGCGCACAGAUGGCAACAUUUUACUUCACAACUUAUUUGCUGUAGUUUGUUAAUGACGUCUCAACAGCUGCUGCCUGCACAGUCUGAUUGCUGCCCUCCAGGGGCUGACAAAGAGCUGUCAGGAUGCAUUGUACAGUUUGAUGUAUUCAAAUAUGUUUUAUGAAAAUGUCAUUGUAGUACAUCUUUGGUUUCUUUAGUGGGUUUGACACUUGAUAAGAUCACCUACAUUCUCUAAAAUCUCACGCUGGAGAAGUUUGACUGCAGUCCUGACAUUUUCAGAUGUAGUGACGAUGAUUUUUUUUUUUCAUAUUUUUUCAGCAGUACAACGAGGAGAUAUCAUGAAGAUGUAAAUGCAUCAGGAAGAAAAGUUGUACAACAGUUAUAAAUGUCGGCGUGUAGCUUGCUUCAGCAGAAAAAUAAAUAAAUCUGUUUUUCAAGCUGUUAAAAGGUGCAGACGCAUAGAGAACAUUACGUCAAUUUUCAAAUACUAUAGCUGGCUUCAAACUUUCUCCAUAAUGAUUAGUGAAAAAUCCACCUAGGCUUUAGACUACUGGCUUUCCUCGUGUUUGUACAUGUGUAUAUAGUAGAGUGCAUUUAUAGAUCAUGUUUACAAGUAAACUAAAUACUUCAGCAACCUUAAUUCUUGCUCAAGCAAAAAUCAUACCUGAUGCUUGUUCCUUAGAGCAAGCACCUUCUGCACUUUAGUAAAUUCUACUUUAAUUAUCAGUCAUUUAACAUAUUUGUGGGUAAAACUGUGCUCACUCGAGGAAGAGCUGAUACUAUAUAUUUUCCUGUUAUUUUUCCAUAAGAGAGGUAGAGAAUAUUCUCCACUUUAUGUUUGAUCACAAUAUUUCGUAUUGGAUCACAGGAAUGAUGAUCUACCCUCCCACAGUUUUAAAUAAUUCGUAUAUUGUGGGAUAUAGAGAAAUCAGUCCAAGCUGUGACUCUGUAGCGGUUGCCUUAAAAAAAAAAAAUUAAAAAAAAUUCACAACUCACACUGAAUUUUCUGACAGUUGAACUCCUGUAAGAUCCGUAAUAUAUACAAAGAAAUCUCUAAAUUUUGAAUGUAAAUAUAUAAUUGUAUUGCUUUCUGAGGCUGCUGUCCUGCCAUGCUGAAUCUGUGCCUUUCCCUUACAAUGUCUUAUUUUAUAUUUUUACUUUGAAGAUUUGGUGGCUAGAUCAGACUCUGUAUAUUAAAUUUUGACAAAAAUAAA